Hirundo rustica (Barn swallow) is the source of this 1778-nucleotide messenger RNA. Its product is annotated as arrestin domain-containing protein 3-like. Gene Ontology annotation, cellular component: cytoplasm. Gene Ontology annotation, biological process: protein transport. Lineage: Eukaryota; Metazoa; Chordata; Aves; Passeriformes; Hirundinidae. The transcript has 3 exons. The coding region runs from base 425 to 997 and encodes 190 amino acids. The record is from RefSeq and is a predicted model, not a curated record.
CCCCGACUCCACCAGGGAGUGCUCUGACUCUCUGCAUGAGACGGAAGCAAUAACAAGAAAAAGGAACACGACAGGAAAGACACGCAAGCGGUGGAGGAAACCGCCGCCACUACUCGCUUCGCGCAUGCGCAGGGCUGGUUGUUUGUCACAAAGCUCUUCUUAAAGUGAGCUGGCAGCGUGCGGGCCAGCUGCCUUUGUAAGGAUAUCGCAGUGUUGGGUGGCUGCCGUUGUCUUCUCAGUCAUUCCGAUGAAGCGUUCAUAGGGGACACGCUGAUCUUGUUGGCAGGCUCUUUACGCAGCAGAGGUGUUGUUCAGUGUAAAGUGAAGGUCGCGUUUUGUGAGACCUUGACUUUUUUGUUUGUUUGGGUUUGUUUGUUUGUUUUGUUUUCCUUACAGUAUAUUUUUAUACACUUCGUUAAAAAUCAUGGUGCUGGGGAAGGUGAAGAAUUUGACAAUAAGCUUUGACUGUCUCAGUAACAACAAUAUCCCCGUGUAUUCUAGCGGGGACACAGUCUCAGGAAGGAUCAGUUUAGAAGUUACUGGGGAAAUUAGAGUGAAAGCUCUUAAAAUUCAUGCAAGAGGACAUGCAAAAGUACGUUGGAGCGAAUCUAGAAAUGCGGGAUCCAACACUGCCUAUACACAAAAUUACACCGAAGAAGUAGAGUAUUUUAACCAUAAGGACGUUCUAGUCGGGCAUGCAAGAGAUGAUGACAAUUCUGAAGAAGGCCUUCACACCAUCCAUUCAGGAAGGCAUGAAUAUGCAUUCAGCUUUGAGCUUCCACAGAUACCACUUGCUACCUCAUUCGAAGGCAGACACGGCAGUGUGCGGUAUUGGGUGAAAGCUGAAUUGCAUAGGCCUUGGCUUCUACCAGUAAAAUUAAAGAAGGAAUUUACAGUCUUUGAACAUAUAGAUAUCAACACUCCUUCGUUAUUGGUAAGAACUCACAGAACUACUCAUUCCUUUUCUGGCAUAAAAAUAAUGACAAAUAAUAACUGAAACAACAUCAGCAUGUAACUUUACCUAAUAUUUAUUUGCUAGCUUAAGUACAGCUCUUAUUUUAAGUAUUAUAUCAGUUUAACAACUCUUUAACUGCUGGUAUUUUGAAGGCUAAGUUAUCCUGUACUUGGAGUUGCUUGAUCUUUACAAGAUAUAAAAUGCAUUUGUCGGUCUAAACUGAUACUACUGAGACGUUAAUUUUGAGGAACUAAGGAUUUUUUAGGAAAGUUAAGAUAAUAAGUUGCUGAAUUAGCUGAAGUAGAUAGGUAAUCUUUGUUCGCAGUUAACAGAAGCCGGAUCUUAGAUAAGCUACCCCGGAUCUUGUAACUCAUUUCUUGUCAGGUUUAUGUUUAUGUAGUUGUCCUUGUAAUGAAAAACAAAAUGUGGUAAAUAGGACAUAAGAUAGCUGCAGAUUUCCUGCUUAAAGGACACAUUGAACACAGGAAACUGUAAGUUCUAACAAGGAAUCAUUUGUCACGAAUGCAUUGAAAAGGUAGAAAGGUCAGGACGAGGAAGACUCAUCUUACUUCCUCAUUUUAGGUGACCCCUCCCCAAAAUAGACCCCCGACUCAUUUUAAGAAACAAAGUACGCAUGCUUAAUAGCCUUUUUGUCAAUUAGCAUAUGAAGCGAGGAAUGGGAGGUGACAGGGGUAUGAAUAUGCAUUUGUAUUUUGGAUAUUCAACACUUUUGUAAAUAAAAGACUUUGUAAUUACCUGUGAAUUUUGCAGUGCAAAUUAGGGAAAUAUCCCGCGUGCUGCCCGGCCAUAAUAAACAUACACU